This is a messenger RNA of Brienomyrus brachyistius, 5117 nucleotides long. It is a transcript of the gene stam, whose product is annotated as signal transducing adaptor molecule (SH3 domain and ITAM motif) 1. Gene Ontology annotation, molecular function: ubiquitin binding; phosphatidylinositol binding. Gene Ontology annotation, cellular component: ESCRT-0 complex. Gene Ontology annotation, biological process: protein transport to vacuole involved in ubiquitin-dependent protein catabolic process via the multivesicular body sorting pathway. The coding region runs from base 378 to 1886 and encodes 502 amino acids. The transcript is spliced from 16 exons. The record is from RefSeq and is a predicted model, not a curated record. NCBI's taxonomy places the organism in Eukaryota, Metazoa, Chordata, Actinopteri, Osteoglossiformes, Mormyridae.
GCUGGAGCUUGGGGUCGGCGGGGUCAUGCGUCCAUGUGGCCACGGAGCCCUUCUCGCGGGACUACUGGCCCGGCACCAGGCGCCUGAAUCGGAAUGGGCUGAGAAAGCUUAUUAGAGAAUGUUUCUGCAGGACUUUCCCUGAGGUUGGAGAUUCAAGUUCUACGGAGAAUUUGCUGUGAAAGUUAUAUAUCCAGUUACGUAAAGCAGAUGCCACUAACUAAUUAAAGCAUAGAUGAAAAAUAUCUUGAACAAAAUAAGCAUUCAGCCCUUUAGACAUAAGCAAGGUUGAUGUGCACAUUUGGGAUGUCAGUCCUUUGAAGAUAUCCAAGGCAGCUUCGCUCACACGGAGAGGGGAGCCCCCGUCGAGGCUUUCCGCGAUGCCUCUCUUCACGUCCAACCCGUUUGACCACGAUGUGGAAAAGGCCACCAGUGAGAUGAACACAGCAGAGGACUGGGGCCUCAUUCUCGACAUCUGUGAUAAGGUGGGACAAUCGCGCACUGGGCCGAAAGAGUGCCUUCGGGCAGUUAUCAGGAGAUUGAACCACAAAGACCCCCACGUUGCCAUGCAGGCGCUGACGCUCCUUGGGGCAUGUGUAUCAAACUGCGGUAAAAUCUUCCACCUAGAAGUUUGUUCCCGAGACUUUGCAAGUGAAGUCAGCAAUGUUUUGAAUAAGGGUCAUCCAAAGGUAUGCGAGAAACUGAAAGCCCUUAUGGUGGAGUGGGCGGAGGAGUUCCGGAACGACCCGCAGCUCAGCCUGAUCUCUGCCAUGAUUAAGAACCUAAAGGACCAAGGGGUAUCCUUCCCCACAGCCGGCUCACAGGCAGCAGAGCAAGCCAAAGCGAGUCCGGCUUUAGUAGCUAAAGACCCCACUACCACUGUCAACAAAAAGGAGGAGGAAGAUUUGGCCAAAGCCAUUGAGUUGUCCCUGAAGGAACAACGGCAGCCUCAGACCCCCAUCACGGGCCUGUACCCCAGCACCACCAGCCUGGUGACCAACCACAAGGUCGAGGGCCGCAAAGUGAGGGCCAUCUAUGAUUUUGAGGCUGCAGAAGACAACGAGUUGACGUUCAAAUCCGGGGAGAUUAUCACCGUCCUGGAUGACAGUGACCCCAACUGGUGGAAGGGGGAAACAUACCAAGGGGUGGGUCUAUUCCCCUCAAACUUUGUAACGGCAGACCUCACCGCCGAGCCUGAGAUGAUAAAAACAGACAAGAAGACUGUGCAGUUCAGUGAUGAGGUCCAGGUGGAGACCAUCGAACCUGAGCCUGAGUCAGUAUAUAUCGACGAGGAAAAAAUGGAUCAGUUGUUACAGAUGAUCCAGAGUGCUGACCCCUCAGAUAACCAACCUGAUCCUCCAGAUCUUCUGCACCUGGAAGCUGCGUGUAACCAGAUGGGCCCUCUCAUUGACCUGAAGCUGGAAGAUAUCGACAGGAAGCACUCCGAGUUGUCAGAUCUCAACGUGAAGGUGAUGGAGGCUCUCUCAUUGUAUGCCAAGCUGAUGAAUGAAGACCCUGUAUACAGCAUGUAUGGAAAGCCACAGGCCCAACAGUACUAUGUACCCACAGGGUCUCCACAGGUAUAUCCAGUUCAGCCCCAGAGCAGCACGUACGCAGUGGGGGGGGCACCGGGGUACUCCUUGCCUCCAGAGCAGCUACCCUCUCUGCCCCCUGCUGGCCAGCCGGCUUCCAGCAUCAUGAUGAAUUCCACUCCAGCCAGUGGUUACAUGGCUGCGUCCGCUGCCUACAGCCACUGCCCUGCUGGGAUGGCCCCCAGUGACCUACAACCAUACGAGGCCUCCCUGAACGGGGCAGCGGCAGUGCCCCAGGGUGUCCCACAGUCUGCCGAUGGCCAACAGCAAGUGUAUACCCAGAAGGCCUUGCUGUAGGGCCCCUCAAUGUCUCCCUCCCCGGACUGGAUCUCCGGCUUCUCUGCGUUUGAAUGUUGAAGGAGCUGAGAUCUUAAGGGUGUUCAGAGUGGGGAGGGGGGGUCAGGGCAGUGCUGUCUGUAGAUUUUGGUACUGUACAACUGGAAUCGAGUGCUGCCCGACUGGUUCAAACUGGAAAAGGCAUAAAGGAUUUGUUUCUGUUCUUGUUUCCCCUCCCCCCACUCCUAGUAAGGAACACUAAUUAGUCAAAGAAAUCUAAUAACACUAGGGUGUCAUAUCGUAACUGUCACAAGAUCUUAGGAGAUUUUACUAAAGACUUGACAUCAAGGCAGCAACGUAGUACAGAUAAAAAUAAAGCUGUAUGCACAUGCCGUACAUGUGAGAGCAUUGGGGGUCUACUUCUGGUUUUGGUCUUUGAUUGGCCUGACCCAGGUACCAAACCAGGUAUGGCAUUAAUGGCUUUAAACAGUGUUCUGUUGAUUUUACAUAACGGUGACUUUGUAUGAGAAAUAGCUGUCUUGUUUUUGUAGUGUAUUUUAAUUUAUAUUUGAUUCUUUUUACUGUUAUGAAAUUCUUUUAAUGCACAACAUUAUGGGAAAUAUUCUAAUGUGAAGAAACGACUAGAGUCCCCCAUAAUGCCCGUAGUCAGAUUUCUCGGACUUGUAACUGUAUUCUUUGGUGAACCAAUACAUCACUUCCUGUCUGCUUGUGGGAAGAACGUGAUAAACACUAUUGCAUGGGCCAUUAAUGAAUUCCGACUGUGCUGGUUCAUUAGCACUUUGAAGUUUGAGCAACAAGGGACCAGGAUUUGUUGAGCACCUAUGAGUUGGUGUCCGUUUGUCCUUUAUGGGAACGACGAGAGUGAUACUCCCUUGUCUCAGCCUAUGUCCUGGAGAUAGACAUACUGUGAAAUUCAGCAUCACGUCUCCAGUUUGCAUUUCUGGACAGCUCUUUAAUCUCUCAUCUCUCGAGCGUGAACUAAACUUCAUUAUCCACUUAUCGACUGUAGCCAGAAUCGGGUAACCACAGCUGAUCUGGACUGCAACACAUCAAACUAAAGAAUGGGGGACACCUCGUGGGUAACAGUUGAUGGUCAUUAAUAUUUGAGGUGUUACUCAAAUAGCUGUCCGCAUGCAUCCAUCACAGUAUUAUGUUAUUACUGUUUCAGAGACUGGCAGUGAUUGUAGUUUGUUCCUCGUUAAGCUAUUACCCAUACUCUCCCAACGACCAGAGGAGCUUUCGGCUUUUAAUAUUUAAUUAUUCAAAGUCUCACUGUGGAAAACAUUGACUUAAGUGACUGACGCUGUUUCUGGUUGAGGAAUGAUGAAUCGUUAUCAUGGGGAAUGCUGCCAACUAGCGGUACAGGGGUUUGGACGAGUGGGACUCGUCUGGGGUGACUUGGCUGUGUCUGUGUAGUUUGGGAUGCAGUCAUUGAAAAUGUACAGUUUUCACGGUGCGUUGUAUGAGGUGCAGCGUGCAGCCUUUCUGGUAAUGGGGAUCCUUCACUGCUAGCUGAUCAUCUGAUCAAGCUUCGUCUUAUCCGCAGAAUCGCUGCGGAUUGGGAAACAAAUGAUUGCACUAAACAGCCCGUGCAAAGCCGGUCUUGUUACGGACUUUCUGCAUGUGUAACUUUUUUCUUUUGAAGCGUGUCAGGUUGUGGCUGCUAGUUGAAAUAUAUCGCGGGGGAACGCAGGAAAGCAGUGUCCACAUUGUGCCGUGCUGCUUUCGGUUCGUUUUGUCAUCUAUGCUGUCCGGAAGAGUCCAGAUUUUGUUUUGUUGAUUUUGUUUUUUUUUUUUUUUUUUUUUUUUUAUUUUGUAUGAAGAUCUGUCUACAGACUGAAGUAACAUGUUGAUUAGAAGGCUGAUGAUCUUGCACUGUGUUCCUCUAGUUAAAAGCAGCAGGAAACAUACAUUUCAGUAGAUAUGCUUUUGUAGCUAUGGUUUGCCUGAAGCAUUUAAUGGACUGUAAGGAAUAAGGUGCGCAUUAAUUAAUUCGUUUUUUUUUUGUUCCUAACUGUUUAUUUUUUCGACCAAACUGUGAAGAGUCCAGCAUUAGGACCAGUGAUGUUAAAUUAACAUUUUUAAAAUAUUGUUUUUGCGUAUUUGGCAUGCUUUGAACUUUUAGCGACCUGUCGAAUUCGGUUACAGUUAUGUCUCCCCCCCCCACCACACUAAUAUUUUAUUUAUGCUUUUUCUUCAUUGACAAAGAGUAAAAAUGUAAAAUCCAUGGGAGAUGUCAGACCUGGUCUUGGGAAGUCCUGUGGCCUUCGGGCUGCUCUCCUAAUGAUCUGCUGAUUGUUUGCCACUGUGCACCUGAUGGUAAUGAGGAUUAAAUGAGGCUUGUGCUCUUUGCCUUUCUGUUCAUUUUUCUUCUUUUUUUUUUUUAACAAAAAUGAUAGUGAAUGUUGGUUGGUUUGUUUGUUUUGAUUUGGAGUGAUAUUCUCAAUAGUGUGGUGUGUGGUCUGCUAUCCCAAGCAGACUUUCUUCCUAGGAAUCUCAUCUAUUUAUGUCUUCAGUGGCCUGAGGAGCAUUAGUGCCGAACCGAAUAUCGUCUGAUUUAUUAUCCAAUGGGGGCGCAGUGGUUAAACAAUGGUGAAGAUCUCGUGUUCAGAAUGGAGAAUGGCUCCUGCUCCCUUUAGAAUAAGAAAUUCCCCAAUGCAGCUAAUUCUGGAUAGGGUGGUAGGAUGGAAUGUUUAAAUGUAUGAGAUACAAUGUAAAUAAUUCAUUUUAAUGAGGACAUCAGCUGGACUGUGUAUAGCUGUCUGUGUGUACUGGAAGCUUUUGGGUGGGGGGGCUGUGGAUGGUGCCAGAUGCCUGUAGAACUGGUCCAGGCUGUCAUUGACAUACUGUAUUUAUGUAUAUUAAUGUCCAGUAUCCCCCCCGCCCCAUGUACUCCUCAGCUUUAUGGAGUGAUGUUUUUGUUUUGUUUAUUUUUUUUUGGGGGGGGGGUGGGAGCUGUCACUGUGUUAUACGUAAAUGCACGUGCCCCGUACUGCCACUGGAUGGCAGUGUUUAGUAAUGGUCCACGAGGCAGCCGUGUGCCAUCUUUAGCAUUACCUGUGUCGUAAUAUUGUAGACGAGCGAGCAAAUUUAAGGAGAAGCACCAACAACUUUCUGCUAUAGACCUCGAAUGAGUCCAUCCCUGUGAAUACGGAGCUGUUGUUAUCGGGUUAUGAAUGCAUUAAGACUUCAAACGCCUGUGUUUUUCCUCCCAAGAUUAAAAAUGAAAAA